Messenger RNA from Homarus americanus (American lobster), 982 nucleotides. Its product is annotated as peptidyl-prolyl cis-trans isomerase-like 3. Gene Ontology annotation, molecular function: peptidyl-prolyl cis-trans isomerase activity. Lineage: Eukaryota; Metazoa; Arthropoda; Malacostraca; Decapoda; Nephropidae. Gene Ontology annotation, cellular component: catalytic step 2 spliceosome. Gene Ontology annotation, biological process: protein peptidyl-prolyl isomerization; protein folding. The record is from RefSeq and is a predicted model, not a curated record.
AUCCCUAUCUUAUUUGUUUACAAACAGGACACUUGGUGCCUGGAGGGUUAGAAGUUCACUCAAAGCUUUACUCUUCGCCGGUCGCGGUCGUCGCUACUGGUCGGCUCGUUACUCGUUUGCCGCUUGGGUUUGAAGUGUGCAACUUCGUACGUAGGACUACAAAACAAAAACAUGAACCAGACUUGGUACCUUGCCAGAACCAGACGUUCACUUUCCGCGUCUACUCAGGUGCAUCUACUCAUAUACAGUACUCACAAGAGUGUUACAUUGCAUACGGAUGUUGGUGAUAUCAAGGUUGAGCUGUUUUGUGAACAUUGCCCCAAGACUUGUGAGAAUUUUUUAGCUUUGUGUGCCUCCAAUUACUAUGAUGGUUGUCUCUUCCACCGCAACAUAAAGGGGUUUAUGAUCCAGACUGGUGAUCCAUCUGGGACAGGAAAGGGUGGACAGUCUAUCUGGGGACAAAAGUUUGAAGAUGAAGUAAGAGAUGAUUUGAAGAGUCAUUGAUGGGUUAGAUGUAGUUGAUGAACUAGAGAAGCUCCCUGUCAACCCUAAGAACUACAAGCCCACCACUGAGACCAGGAUAAACAAUGUCACAAUUCAUGCUAACCCAAUAGCAGGAUAAUUAAUAUAUAACUGCUCUUUGUGAUGCAAGUUUUAGAUGAUGAUAGUAAUGUCUUGAUUUGGUUUGUAAGUUUAAAAUAUAUUUAUUAUACAGGAAUGAGAGGCUCAAGUUUAAUUUUAUUUGUCACAUUUUAUGUAAUUUGAAAAUUUAAUUGUUGGCUUAGUGAUUGUUAUAAGUAGUGAAUCACAAAUCAAAUUCAAAUUCAAAACAUUUAUUGACAAAUACUGCACAUCAAAAGGAACUGGUUAGUAUGCUAACUAUAACUAGCCCACCCAAAACUACUCUUAACAAGAGCUCUUUAAUAUUGUACGUAAUCAUAAAUCAGAUAUGUAUACAACAAAUAGAUAUGUAUAAAAUCUA